AUGGCGACAAAGCUUCAUACUGUGCCUUUCCUCAUCAACGGCAGCGAUCACACCAGUGAAAGGGCCAUUGAUAUCGUGUCUCCCGCGAGCGGCGAGGUCGUCCACCGCUACCACAGUGCUGACGUCAAGGAUGCCAAUGCUGCUGUAGAGGCUGCUGCUGAGGCUUUCAAGUCAUGGCGCAAGACGAGGCCUAGUGAGCGCCGCGAUCUCUUUCUCAAGGCCGCUGAGAUUAUGGAAAAGCGACGUGAUGAGCUCCGCGGGUACUCCAUGUCAGAAACUGGCAGUGACGCUACCUGGGCCGAUUUCGAUAUCAGCACAGGCAUUAGCCAUCUGAAGGAGGUUGCCGGUCGUAUAGGAACACUUGAGGGCGCCAUUCCCACUGUGUCGGAUCCCAACACAACCGCACUCGUCUUGAGAGAGCCUUAUGGUGUCGUUGUAGCAAUUGCACCAUGGAACGCCCCUUAUAUUCUCGGCACAAGAUCUGUCGUUUUCCCCAUGGCCGCCGGUAACACAGUGGUCUUCAAGGCUAGUGAGGUUUCUCCUCGAACACUCUGGGCCAUUGCCGAUGUUUUCAGAGAAGCCGGGCUCCCUGAUGGUGUCCUUAACGUCAUCUUCCACGAGAGAGCCAAUGCUGCAGCAGUCACCGCCGCAUUGAUUGAGCACCCCGAAGUCAAAAAGAUCAACUUCACCGGCAGCACACCUGUUGGCCGUAUCAUCGGUAAGCUUGCUGGCGAGAGCCUCAAACCUGUUAUUCUGGAGUUGGGUGGCAAGGCCCCAGCUAUCGUGUGGGAGGAUGCGGACCUCGACCUCGCCGCGCUGCAAUGCACCCUUGGGGCGUUCAUGAACUCGGGGCAAGUCUGCAUGUCUACUGAAAGGAUCCUUGUGCACAAGAAUGUCAAGGACGAGUUUGAGAAGAAGCUGUCAGCAACUAUCGAACAAGUCUUCUCUUCCAAGGCGGACGCACCAAUUCUUGUUGCAUCGGCUCCUGUUGAAAAGAACAAGGCCUUGAUCAGGGAUGCCAUCUCGAAGGGUGCCUCCCUGGUUCACGGAAACCCUGAUGUUGAAGAGUCAAGCAAGACCCGUAUGAGACCAAUUGUUGUGAGAGACGUCACCACAGAAAUGGACAUUUAUAAGUCAGAGUCUUUUGGCCCUACAGUUUCUCUGAUGGCUAUUGAGACGGAGGAGGAAGCCAUCAAGAUCGCCAACGAUACCGAGUACGGCUUGAGCUCUGCUGUAUUCACAUCUGACCUCCAAAGAGGCCUCCGAAUUGCUCGCGAGAUCGAGACAGGUGCUGUGCAUAUCAACAAUAUGAGUAUUCAUGAUGAGAGUGGUCUGCCUCAUGGAGGAGCCAAGUCUAGUGGAUAUGGCCGUUUUGGUGCAUCGGCUGGUCUUGAUGAGUGGACUCGCACGAAGAACAUUACCUUUAGGAAUUAA
Messenger RNA from Fusarium musae, 1434 nucleotides. RefSeq lists its product as uncharacterized. Bases 1 to 1434 code for a protein of 477 amino acids. Gene Ontology annotation, molecular function: succinate-semialdehyde dehydrogenase (NAD+) activity. NCBI's taxonomy places the organism in Eukaryota, Fungi, Ascomycota, Sordariomycetes, Hypocreales, Nectriaceae. The transcript has 2 exons. The record is from RefSeq and is a predicted model, not a curated record.